UUCUGGGCUGAAUCACCAGCUAGAUCAAACCAGCAGCUCCCACCCACCGGCUACUUACAGCGCAACGCCCGACUGAGCUACGUCGUAGUCAUCAUCAUCAUCAUCAUCAUCAUCAAGCUUGAUUUCUUCUGAAACACGCGGAGAAGCAUACGAUACAGAUCAUACACCAGAAAUCUCCAAGUCGUUUUUGUGAAAUUUUGAUUUGUUUUGCGAAUUUGAGCAGAUAGAUAAUGUAUAUUUGAUCACCAGGAGGAGUUUGUUCAUUUACCAGACGAUCUGAUAAGAAACCAGAUCUUAAUUUGGAAUCAAUCAACACGGAUCUGAUCUAUCUGGUUUCGGAUAAUUGAUGGCAGGGGCGGCCUCUGCGCUGUUCCUUCUUGACAUCAAAGGGCGUGUUCUGGUGUGGCGCGACUACCGUGGCGACGUUUCUGCACUUCAGGCCGAACGUUUCUUCACCAAAUUUCUUGAGAAAGAGGGUGAUUCAGAUUCUCAAGAUCCAGUUGUUUAUGAUAAUGGUGUCACGUAUAUGUUCAUACAACACAACAAUGUAUAUCUAAUGACUGCUUCGAGACAGAAUUGUAAUGCUGCCAGUCUUCUUCUAUUUCUACACCGUGUAGUUGAUGUAUUUAAGCAUUACUUUGAGGAGUUGGAAGAGGAAUCGCUUAGAGAUAACUUUGUCGUAGUGUAUGAGUUGCUUGAUGAAAUGAUGGACUUCGGUUACCCUCAAUACACUGAAGCUAAAAUUCUUAGUGAGUUUAUCAAGACUGAUGCAUAUAGGAUGGAAGUUUCACAGAGGCCUCCCAUGGCUGUGACAAAUGCUGUGUCCUGGCGUAGUGAAGGAAUACAUUACAAAAAGAAUGAAGUAUUUUUGGAUGUUGUGGAGAGUGUGAAUAUACUUGUCAACAGUAAUGGACAGAUAGUUAGGUCAGAAGUUGUUGGAGCAUUGAAGAUGCGAACUUAUUUGAGUGGUAUGCCUGAGUGUAAGCUUGGGCUAAAUGAUCGAGUAUUACUGGAGGCACAAGGACGGUCUACUAAGGGGAAAGCCAUUGAUUUGGAUGACAUCAAGUUCCACCAGUGUGUGCGCUUGGCCCGUUUCGAAAAUGAUCGGACAAUAUCCUUUGUACCUCCAGAUGGAGCCUUUGACCUCAUGACAUAUCGACUGAGUACUCAGGUAAAGCCUCUGAUAUGGGUGGAAGCUCAAAUUGAAAGGCAUUCUAGAAGCCGUAUGGAAAUUAUGGUAAAAGCUCGAAGCCAGUUCAAGGAGCGUAGUACUGCGACAAAUGUUGAAAUCGAAUUGCCUGUACCAGCUGAUGCUAUUAACCCAAAUAUUCGGACUUCCAUGGGAUCAGCUGCCUACGCACCAGAAAACGAAGCACUAUGCUGGAAAAUAAAAUCAUUUCCAGGUGGUAAGGAAUACAUGUUGAGAGCAGAGUUUAGUCUUCCCAGCAUAACAGCAGAAGACAUAGUUCCCGAGAGAAAAGCUCCUAUCCGCGUAAAAUUCGAGAUUCCGUAUUUUACAGUUUCAGGAAUACAGGUUCGGUACCUAAAGAUCAUCGAAAAAAGCGGUUAUCAGGCUCUUCCAUGGGUGCGGUAUAUAACGAUGGCGGGGGAAUAUGAACUUAGAGUUAUGUGAGAGCCAUUUUGAACGAGUGUUUUUUGUAUUCAAGUCAUACAGAUUUUGGAACUUGUGGAGAAUUGAAGCCAAUGGCUGUUGUCUAGAUGGGGGUUGUUUUUGUAUUUGUUGUGGCACAAUACGAUGUUGUUUCAUACCAAACAAAAGUUGUAAGUUGUGAUGUUCACCUACAAAACUUCGUUUCAGGGUUCAUUUUGUCCAAACUCUUACUGGUAAUAAACUUUACUGGGUAAGAUGGUAGUCCAUGA
Molecule: messenger RNA, 1881 nt
Organism: Cynara cardunculus var. scolymus (artichoke)
Lineage: Eukaryota; Viridiplantae; Streptophyta; Magnoliopsida; Asterales; Asteraceae
Product: AP-1 complex subunit mu-2
Exons: 11
Coding region: 347-1633 (428 amino acids)
Biological process (GO): vesicle-mediated transport; intracellular protein transport
Cellular component (GO): cytoplasmic vesicle; clathrin adaptor complex
Source: RefSeq, a predicted model, not a curated record